Mya arenaria is the source of this 1844-nucleotide messenger RNA. Its product is annotated as calcium-activated chloride channel regulator 4A-like. The record is from RefSeq and is a predicted model, not a curated record. The transcript is spliced from 8 exons. Bases 10 to 1371 code for a protein of 453 amino acids. NCBI's taxonomy places the organism in Eukaryota, Metazoa, Mollusca, Bivalvia, Myida, Myidae.
UCGGAGGAGAUGAGAUCAGGGACGUUAAGGAAUAGCAGCGUGUUGAAUUUUAAUUUCACUAUCGAUGGUGGGAUGGGUUUAAACACAACAGUUGUCAUAUUUCCAAGCAACCCUGGCCUACACUUUGACUUUGAAAUAAGAGGAGAGGAGGGCUUACUUGAGAAAAGUUUAAAUAUAAGUGAGACACCGAUUAUGGCACGGUUGACUGGAAAAUUAACAAAAGGGACAUAUUUUGUUGUUGUUAAAACCAAGCCUGAUACAGCUAUAAAUUGGGAGUACGAUGUGAAAUCUAAAUCAAAGGAUAACCAUCAAGUUACCGUAACGACCCGUUUCUCCGACGACGUGGUUUAUACGGACGUAUUGAAGGGGAAUGCUCCUGUUUUGAAUGCAAACGUCGUCGCCACGUCUGGAUCAUGUUUUGUAAUUUUACGGGACAAUGGAAAAGGUAAAGACAUUACAGCAGGCGACGGAACUUAUACAGGACAGUUUACAUGUCCCAAAGAAGGCCGGAGUGAAACCCGCGUCACUGUGAAGGCAAAUUCAAUCAUUAUUGUGACUGGCAUUGUCGGAGCCGCAACGUUAAACCCAGACGCGUUUGAAGAAAUCGUUAUUGAGGAAAGGUUUGAAAGGUUUUCACUUGUUGAGGAUGCCAAUUUAUCUCCAACAACAAUAGGGGAUACUACUUCCCCGGGAAAGAUUACUGAUCUCAGAAUAGAAGAUGUGGAAACGAAUGGAAACACCCGACAUUUUACAAUACGCUGGACAGCAACAGGUGACGACAGAUACACUGGCCAAGCAACAACUUAUCAAUUCCGCUAUGCAAACGACUUAGACAGUUUGUUAAAUAAUUUUGGAAAUGCGCAAGCUCUGGACAUUGGUCAACAAAACCUUUACCCUAGAGACUCAGGCGAAGACGAGACUGUCGAUAUUUCUAUAACAGCUGAAAAAGAAUUUAACGAGACAGCCUUUUUGGGCAUUAGAGCUUUGGAUGAGGUUGGAAAUGAGGGACCUAUGUCUAAUAUUGUGUCAAUAGUAAUAGCAAAUGGAUUUAACAUUUCCUUCAACGGAAGAACAAAUCAUACGUACAUUGCUCCUCCGCCUAUCAUAGAUGAUGAUAAAACCAUCGUGGGUUUAAUUAUUGGUGUUGUGAUCGGAACAGCAGUGCCGGUUAUCAUCCUCAUUGCAGCAUGCGUCGUUAUAAAUCUAAGAAGGCAUAAACUAAAUAACCCACACUCCACCCGAGAUCCACGAAAGGAAGAAACCGGCGACAAUCCGUCAUUCUCUGAAGGCAAUCGAGCAUAUAACCAUCAAACACAAACAGCAUACGUCUACAAGGGAUACGGAAGUCAUGGUCAAAUGGUCGUUUAUUAACGUCUUUUGAAUUGUCAUAAACUUUAGUAUUAUCAUUUUGGUUGUAAGAUAUGAAGCGUUAUGAACAAUCUGUAGAAUCUGAUUACGUUUCGAUACUACGGAUUUCUUUAUUCUUUCUCAUAAUACAGAAUAAUAUAUGUUUAUGUUUUAUUGACAUGUUUCUGAUAUUCGCAUGUUUACAUUACAUACAUAUUGAAAAGUUAACAUGUUUUAACCAUAAUAUUUGAUUGAAAUAAAAGCAUGUUGUGUGCUUACAAGAAAAUUGAGUUUCGGAUAUUGUACACGCUCAAAAUACAAGCGCGAGGACACACGAAAUAGAAUUUGAAACAAAUGAACCUUAUCUAACGUUGGAGUGGACCAAUAUUAAAGGAUACAAUGACAAAAAAAUGCAAAAGCAUAUACGGAAUGGGAAGAAAGAUGGUUUUCACAACCACAAUGAGCUGUUUUUUACUUUUGGAUUAAAGUUAAACCAA